Molecule: messenger RNA, 6267 nt
Organism: Myxocyprinus asiaticus (Chinese sucker)
Lineage: Eukaryota; Metazoa; Chordata; Actinopteri; Cypriniformes; Catostomidae
Product: adenylyl cyclase-associated protein 2-like
Exons: 13
Coding region: 406-1593 (395 amino acids)
Biological process (GO): cytoskeleton organization; regulation of adenylate cyclase activity; cell morphogenesis
Cellular component (GO): cytoplasm
Molecular function (GO): actin binding; adenylate cyclase binding
Source: RefSeq, a predicted model, not a curated record
CUUGGUCAAUGGUGGCAUCACUAGCAUAAUGAAUGGAGGUGAAUCCCAGUGCAUGGAGGCAUUCGACCAUUUGCUAAAUGGGCCAGUGUCUGAAUACAUGAAGACCAGCGCAGCUAUUGGUGGAGAUGUGGCAAAGCAUAGCUCUAGAAAACCACAUAAAAUAUCCACUUCACUUCUGCUUCACACCGCUGAUCUGAACUGCUGUCCGAUUCCCUUGAUUUAACUGGGACUCAUGUAGAUCUGAUCUUUUGAACCUGAAAGUGUGGGUAUAACAGAUGAUAAUUCCUGUGAAGUGCCUUUACCUCGAAAGGCAACAUUCACCAGUCUAGGUUUCUCAUCAGCACUGAAAGAGAUGUUCUGGAAGAGUGUCUUAAUCUUUUAUACUCAGCUCCUUUUAAGGCAGAAAUGGUGAACAAUGCCCUGCAGGUCCAGCGUAUUUUCCUGAAAAUGGCAACCACACACCAGGAGCCAUCAAAGACGGAGCUGACUGACCUCCUCAGGCCCCUCUCCGAACAGAUCCAAGAGGUUCAGAAUUUCCGGGAGAAGAACCGUGGCAGCAGCCUGUUCAACCACCUGUCUGCAGUGAGCGAGAGCAUUCCUGCACUGGGCUGGGUCGCAGUGUGCCAGAAACCAGGGCCUUACGUGAAGGAGAUGAAUGAUGCUGCAAUAUUCUACACGAACAGAGUGCUGAAAGACUACAAAGACACUGACCCUCAUCAUGUCGAGUGGGUGCAUUCCUAUCUAAGCAUCUGGACUGAACUCCAGACCUACAUUAAAGAGCACCACACCACUGGACUCGUCUGGAACAAGACUGGACCUGUAGCCCCUUCCUCUCUGUUCAGCACUCCUUCAGAUGGUCCUUGCCCUCCUCCUCCACCAGGACCUCCUCCGAUGUUCAUGGAGAACAGUCCUAAACCAGACGACACAGCAGCCCAGCACACAGCUCUGUUUGCACAGCUCAACCAGGGAGAGGCCAUCACUAAAGGUUUAAAGCAUGUGUCUGAUGAGCAGAAGUCCCAUAAGAACCCGGCCUUGCGCUCUCAGGCAAGGACACACCAGGGAUCUCCAGCCAAAGGUCAGAACUCAAGCUCAUCUGCCUGUGCACCUGCCAAGAACCAUUCCCCGGUGCUGGAACUUGAAGGAAAGAAGUGGAGGGUGGAGUACCAAAAACAGGCUCAUGACCUAGUGAUAGAAGAGACAGAGCUCAAACAGGUGGUUUAUGUCUUUGGCUGUAGCAGUUCCACACUCCAGAUCAAAGGCAAAGUCAACUCCAUCAUAGUGGAUAACUGUAAGAAGCUUGGACUUGUGUUUGACAAUGUGGUGGGCAUUGUUGAAAUCAUCAACUCCAGAGACAUUCAACUUCAGGUUUUGGGGAAAGUUCCUACCAUUUCCAUUAACACAACUGAGGGUUGCCAUGUCUACUUGAGCAAGGAUUCACUUGACUGUGAGAUUGUCAGUGCCAAGAGCUCUGAAAUGAACAUCCUGGUUCCUGAGGGAGAAGAUGACUAUAGGGAGUUUCCAGUUCCAGAACAGUUUAAAACUAUUUGGGACGGGUCCAGCUUGGUGACAGAGCCCACAAAAAUGGCUGGUUGAUUCCUCACCUUUUCCAGCGCAUCAUCUCUUUCCUCCUACUCAGAACUCUUCAUGCACUUUCACUGUAUCACACUGUUAGCUUAGACGUAAGAACUCAAUAUGAACUCAUGCAUUGUGGUUGUUAUAGUUGUAGUUUUAGGAUCAGUGCCCGGUUGCAUAAAGUACCUUUAGUGUAAUUUUCCCUAAAGAACACCCUAAAGAUUCCCUUAAAUUUAUAGGAGUUGCAGAAAAUAACCGUUACGUGUUACUUAAGGGGUUUUAUAAGUAAAACGUCAUAAUCCCUUUCGGUUUCCCGUAAGUAUUUAUUUUUUACUUAAGAACGCCCUUAAAACAUGUUAAGUGUUGCAUAAAGCCCCUUAAGGUUGGGAAAACUUCACCUUAAGUGUACGUUAAGAGUUACAAGGUUUCUAAAAAAACAAGAUGGCUUAGUUUACAGAACCAAUUGAAGAGUACAGCAGGUCAAGGCAAUUUUUUUGUGAUAGAAAAACGAUUGCAGGAGUACAUAUUUGACCAUCACGUAAUAUGAGAAAUUGCCAACAAGCUGGAGGGCGUUCUAAUAGGAACACACACAGAGAAUUGUGCCUAGUAUUUUCAGCUCUCUGCAUCUUUACAAGCUGUAUAAGUGGAUGCAUUAAAGUCAUGUCGCAAGUUCAUUUGCGAUAUAUCGCGAAUAUGUACGCGAAUCAGUUGCAAUCAGUUCUCUGCACAUGUGCAUGACCACCACUAAUAUUCUUAAUAUCAAUCAGUUGCAAUCAGUUCUCUGCACAUUUAUACAAACAUCUAAACAUCUUGCACAACCAUCCACCCCGUACCUGGCACAGUCAUUCAAAUUCAAAGGUGUCUUCCUCAGGAGGGCGCUUACCGGCCGUAAAAGCAGAAUCCUUCAUUAAUUGGUCCGCAUGGAAAACUCAGGAUGGUUUUUUUACUUAAACGGGAAAGAUUUGAACACAAAAAAGUGUUUGAAUCUAUUAAUUUCGAGGAUUGUACAUCAUACAAAUGGAAAUACGCCCGUGUUUCCUCCAGAAAUUAGUAUGUAUGCAGUAAUCACAAACGACUGUAAAGUGCUGAGAACAGUUGUCAUGUGACAACACUCCCCUCAUGCAUUUAUUUGCCACUUCAGAAGAGGUCGGACUAUAAUUUACACAUUAAUAGUGAUACUGAGAAAGUUUAAUAGUCAUUUAAAUGAAAAUAAAAACAUAGUAUAAAUUGAAAGUAUUUUCUAUGUGGUAAAAUUGCCCAAAUGUUGGUCGGGAUAUUUCCAAUCUUCUGAAAGUAGGUAGGGACAUGUUAUAUCCAUGGUAACAGUAGAAUUCUAUGUAGUAAAACCCUUAACAGUUUCCCUUAGCUAUAUGCAACACCCUCAAGUCAUUUCCUUAGGUAAGGGAAAAUCACACUUUAAGUGUUAUACUUAAGGGAAAAACUUAAGGUGUUUUAUGCAACCGGGCACAGAUCAUUACAAUUAAGAGCAAAAUAUUUGCAAAUUCUGUUUUCCACACACCAAUUUGGAAUUUUUCACCUUUUUAUUGUGCAGCGUCAUGGCACGAUAAUUUGUUAAUAUGUAAUUUGUUUGUCAUCAACACAAAGUGAUCUGUAACGUCAAAGUUAUAUGUCAGUAAGUAACUUUUAAGAAAUAAAUUUCUUAAAGGAAUAUUUCGGGUUCAAUACAAGUAAAGCUCAAUCGACAGCAUAUGAUUACCACAAAAAUGUAUAUGGACUCAUCCCUCCUUUUCUUUAAAAAAAAAAAAGCAAAAAUCAAGGUUACAGUGAGGUAGAGGUCUGCAUUCCCUCAGAACUCCCAUAGGACCUGUGGCACCCGAUAAAUUUCAGUGUUGAAGGCGAGAGUGGACGGUACCUCCAUGAGAUGUGGACGGGAGAGGGCGGUCAGAGAAUAGCCUGAAAAAUCCGAUUUAGAUCUCUUUAUUUAUUUUAUUAAUUAAUUAAUGCAACGUAAAAUUAAUGUGUAAACAGCUUGUGCAUUAAAUUAUCCAACAUUUAGAGCAGGCAGGUAUACAACUGGGCUUUAGAAGAAUGGCAGAGCAAAGCGCACACUGUGUCAUCAAAGGAUGUGGAACUUGAACUAGAAAAUGCUCAAUUUAGCGUUAAGAAACCAACUUCAGCGUUAAAAUUUGCGUCAUAUUCACACGUCAUCUGGUAAUAGCAAUAACAGAAAAAUAAAACGUUCUUUGUUUACACUUGUCUAUUUGUAUGGCUUUUGCUCUUUGUGGAAAACAGAUGCGGGAACGGGAGAUGUCGGGAAGAAAAUCACUGCGGGCAGAGAGCAGGUGAACAUGGAGUAAAAUUCAGUGGGAGCGUUCGGUUGUGGGAUAGAAACUUGCGGGAGCGGGAUGGAAAAAACAGUCCCACGCAGACCUCCACAUUGAGGCAUUUACAAUGGAAGUGAACGGGGCUACGUUUUUUGAGGGUUUAAAGGCAGAAAUGUGAAUCUUAUAAUUUUAUAAAAGCACCUACAUUAAUUUAAAAAAGUGUGUAUUAUUUGAGCUGUAAAGUUGUUUAACUUUAAGCUUGGAUGGGCCUACUGAGAAAAAUUAGUAUCAUUAAAAUAUUAAUAACUAUAGUCUUGACCAACACAAAAUAGGUCUUGUUUUAAAGCUUAGAAGCUGUACUUUACAAUGCAUUUAGGAAUUAUGACAAAAACUGAAGUUCUUUGAAAUUUUCAGACAAAUCAGAAGUGUUCCAUUUUGAUAAUUUAUUAAUAAUUGUGCACUGCACGAUUUAUUGUAAUUGGUAAAAACAUCAAACUGAUCAAAUAACCAUGUGUCAUAUGUCGUUUGAAAGUUCUCAAAGAGUAGAAUACAACCAGAUAAUCCACACGAAGCACAAUGUACACACAGCACAUCAUUUUAUAUUUGUCUAAAAACACAUUCGCUUUCCUGGAUCAGAUUUCUUCAUCGGAAAUGAUGUAGUACGUUGUCCAGCAUCAUGGAACGCUAAACCAAUCGUAUUAGGAUUCAGAUCGCUGCAACCAGAGAUGGAAGUCAUCCAAAUAUGAGCAGAGAGGAUUGUUCACUCUAAUUUGUUUCUGAGAGGCUUUUGGACACUUGGGGAUGUUUUUGGACACUAGGAUAAAUUAUUUUUGUAAUGCUAUAACUUUUGAUUGAUUUGUCUUAUUAACACACAAUUUUACUCAGUUACAGGUGACAUGAUUGGAAAUUAAACAAAGGUAAAGGUUUUCUAAGGUAAAAAAAAAAAAACUUAUUUACACCCUGAAAUAUAAUAAUGUAAAAUCAGAAAAAUCAGAAAAAAAAAGCUUUACUCAGAAAAGGUUAGUAAGCGAUUUUAUUAAACUAAAAUCAUGUUAACAAGCAUAUUGUUUAUGUCUUGUGGCUAUACUUUUGAAACAGUAUUUUAACAUUUACAAAUUGGCCCCAUUCACUUCCAUUGUAAUUCCCACACUGUAACCCAGAUUUUUGAUUCUUUUUUUAAAAAAAGAAGAAAAAAAGGGACGAGUCUAAAUUAUUUUUUUGUGGUAAUCAACAUUAUGCCACAAAUGCUGUUGAUUGAGCUUAACUUGUACUGAACCCGAAAUAUUCUGUUAAAUUGUUGUUCAUUUAACUGUCUGGAGUUUUUGUCUUUGACAUUAAAGACUACUUUCUGUUGAUUGCAUAAAAUCUCAGUUAAAUAAAUCAUAGUACUUUGCAGUAAACAAUUGAAAUUUGAUCCAAAGGCAAUAAAUGUUUUUAAUUGAAGGCCCUGUAUUUCCAAAUGAACCCAUUAGCUUUUUGAUAGUGACUGUUUUCUCAAACUUAGAUUAAGCAUGGUUUCAGAUUUAAUAGAAUUACAGAAGUGAUUCUCCGGUAGAGAGGUUAUCUUAAUUUGUUUAGGGAAACCAGUCCAUUGUGUUUUGUGUUGUUAGAUUUGACAUUUCCUACUCUCAACAGGCCCCAGUUUCAGUUCAUAACAUAUUAUUUUGCAAUAAAGCAUGCUUAUAUUUUGAAGUAAAUUCAGUUGCAUGGUAAACUUGAGAGAAAAAUCAAUGGAUCAUUUAGAGUCGAGGCGCUUUUUAAAAGUGUGAUAACUGGUCUUUGUUCGUCAAAUGAAUGAGUGCCUUUGGGGAUUUCUUUUUAUAAGAUUUUGUAUUAUCUUAAUUUAGUUUAAAAACUAGAAUGCUUAAUUUUGUCUCUUUACAACUGCCCAUAUCUGAAAUCUCCUGUUAGUCACAAAGGUUUAUAUUGACUGGCAUCCCAGAUGUCAUUCAACACCAUCAGCAUGGUAAUAACAUGUGCAUGUGCCAUGUUAAAACAUAACAAAAAGUAAAAUUUAGUAGGCUCAUUAUUGGGUGAAGCCUGCAAAUGAACUGUCCAUCAUUUACUAUACUAUGUUUGUAUUCUCACUUUCACAUCUGUCUGUAAAUGUACAUUAUGCUUUAAGUGUUCUUGAACGUACUUUAGCUGAUUUUGAAUGUAUGCCAAUAGGUGUUAAAUUGUAGCAUUCUUUAGUCCUUAAAAGGGAAUAAUUAUGUUACAUUUGUUUGGUCAGUGAACAGCCUACAGUACAUUUAACUAAACAUUACUGUAAUGCAGUUUUAUCAAUUAUAAACACAAAGUAAAAUUUGUGUACACUGUAUUAAAUUGCACACCUUAAAUUGUACUUUACCAUUACCAAAGUAUGUUCACGUUACCAUAUAUUCUAUCAAAUAAAGUCAUUGUGAACUAA